Messenger RNA from Anopheles stephensi (Asian malaria mosquito), 2490 nucleotides. RefSeq names its product homeobox protein SIX4 (gene Six4). Bases 747 to 2021 code for a protein of 424 amino acids. Gene Ontology annotation, biological process: regulation of transcription by RNA polymerase II. Gene Ontology annotation, molecular function: DNA-binding transcription factor activity, RNA polymerase II-specific; RNA polymerase II cis-regulatory region sequence-specific DNA binding. The transcript is spliced from 4 exons. Gene Ontology annotation, cellular component: nucleus; transcription regulator complex. Lineage: Eukaryota; Metazoa; Arthropoda; Insecta; Diptera; Culicidae. The record is from RefSeq and is a predicted model, not a curated record.
GACUUUUCCUUUCGCACGCCAGUACAUCGCUUUUAUGCUGAGCGACAUAAAAUUUUGUAAACUGAGCCUUCCAACCAAGUGGGAACGAAACGGACGAACAAAACGCGCGUGCUGGAUCAAAACGAGACAGAACGAGGGACGUCGAUGAUGGGUUUUGCAGCAGCGGUCAGAAGAUCGUCGGGCCCGGACAACCCUUCGGGAGGUGUCUGCAACCAACCGUUCGCUAUGCGUUUAUGAAUGAAGAGCCACCGGAUCCUGUGUGGGGUGGAAAGAGAGGACCGCGGGAACGGUGGGCAGCAUAACCGAAGCUAGCACCGUUUCAAUUUCGGAGGUGCGGUCUCCUACGGUUCAGUAUGCAAUUUCGCGUCGAUCGGUGCGGUUCCAGCUUUGCUGUGUUUGGUGGGAUCGGUCUCAAGGUUUUUUUUUUGUUGGAUUGUUGGUGGUUUUGGAUGGGUUUAGAUGCUGUCGUUAUACUAAUUAGAAGUGCUCGGUGAAGAGGUUAUACAUUUAUGGAACAGUGCUGGUGUAAAAAAGUGAAGCAAAUGCUUUAAAGGAAGCCAUUAUAAAUGAUUUAAAGUUAUAAAACAAUCGAAAAGUGUUGGUGGCAAAAGUGACGUGCAGAAGAAGUUUGAUCAAUCUAUAGUUCAGUGCUGAAUCAUGGGAGAUAACAGUUAAAUAACCAUUGUGACUUGAAAUUGUAUGAAAAGUUGAGCAAAUCAAAAAGAAGUUGAGAGCAUCAAAAAACAAUGGAUACCUCAGGAUUAUCUCCACUCGGUGACCUGGACUCCAGUUCCGGUGGUUCGGAUGGCGUCGGAGGAUUUAACCACGGACAAAACCUUUACAUGUCUCAAGGAGCCUAUCGUGACAACCAAAACCCGAUCAAGACACUGUUUUUCUCGGAAAAGCUACAAGAGUUCACCGACAAGGAACCGUCGUACCAUCAUCAGGAGCGAAAGUUUCACGACACCAGCAACUACAACCAUAUGAAAGCGGGCGGAGGACACCACGGACAGGUGCAGCAUACGGGCGACAUCAUCUACUAUGCCAGUAAACCGAUGAGUGAAGGAUCCCCUGGCAGUGUGUUGGUGAAUGGAAGCAGCACCAACGGUAGCACCACCGGAAGCAAUGGCAGUAGUCUUCUGUCCGUACCGAACACUUCCGUGGGUGGUGUCGUCGUACCGAACGGUCUUCCCUCGUGUGGAGCACUGGCACGUGCGGACAACAACAACAGUUCCUAUCUACAAUCGCUACAACCUCCACCACCACCACCACCACCACCACCAUCCACCGCAUCCUCCGUGCAUCCUUUGGCGACAUCGAACGGAACGGCUGACCUCGAGCGCAAGUGCUUCAGCUUCAGCCCCGAACAGAUCCAGUGUAUGUGUGAGGCACUGCAGCAGGAAGGAGAUCUGGAGAAGUUGGCCACCUUCCUGUGGAGCUUGUCGCCCAGCGAUCUGAUCAGCGGCAACGAGAGUCUGCUGAGAGCUCGCGCGCUGGUCGCUUACCAUCGUGGGCUGUACCAUGAGCUGUACGCCGUGCUAGAAUCACACUUCUUCUCACCCAAGUACCAUGCGGAUCUGCAAGCGCUCUGGUUUAAGGCGCACUACCGCGAGGCGGAAAAGGUCCGUGGACGGCCGCUCGGGGCGGUGGACAAGUAUCGGUUGCGCAAGAAGUACCCGCUGCCGAAGACGAUCUGGGACGGGGAGGAGACGGUGUACUGCUUCAAGGAGAAGAGCCGCAACGCGCUGAAGGACUGCUACACCCGGAACCGGUACCCAACGCCGGACGAGAAGAAGACGCUGGCGAAGAAGACGGGCCUCACGCUGACGCAAGUGUCCAACUGGUUCAAGAACCGUCGCCAGCGGGACCGAACGCCCCAGAGCAGUCGACCUGAUCUGAUGAUGUCCGUGCUCCCGGUUACGGCGGACCAGAUGGACGGUAGCUAUCAGCGGCUGUUUAAUGUGGCCAAUUACGGACCCGCGCACGGUUAUCACGCAAAUGAUAUGUACGCGGUGCAGUAGGCAGGUUGGAUGAUGGUGCCGCCACAACUUUUCCGGAAGGCGUUCGCGUGCGCGCGCCUGGCACCGCACGUUGGUUCUGCAAGCCGCGCUGAUCCUGUGCAGCGAUUUCCGUCGAGUGGAUCACUUUGUGAUAGGGAAUGUGUACGUUUUUUUUGUGUGAAUGAGAAGGGAAGAUAGUUGUAUAUAGAAGGAAAUGAAAAUGAGAGAUCAGAUUUGGGCUAGAAGGGGGCAGCUCUCUUGAAAAACAUUGUAAAUACAAUAAAGUAUUACGGAUACGGCGAUACGAGGAGAGACAAACGUAAUGCCAGUGAAAUGUAAAUCGUAUAAUUAGUAAUAAUCAUAAGAGAAGGUGAAUAAUCGAGUAGAAAUGCGAUAGAAGCAGAGGGCAACAGUUGUACAGAUGUGAAUCGAUGGUUGUUUCGAAUGCACAUGAGAAGUAAAAUGAAUAAUAAAAAUGUGUUAAACGAAA